AUGGCCUCAUACAGCCGUAGAUCAGCUCACAAAACCGACCGAUUCGACGGCAUAGCGAUGCCGAUCCCCAUUCGACCUGGCCAGAUCAUGCUUCUCGACAGCCUCCUCAACUUCGACCCAGUUCCUGCAGAGGAACUGGAGGGCGCCGUGAUCGGGCCACUUCCAACUCCGUCUACCCUUCGUCCCGUCGACGAGGCUGCCUCCGAUGCCUCUAGCGACGGGGGGGUACCCCUAGGUUCAGAGUCGCCCGUCACCGUCCCUUGCCUGGAUGGGGCGGCCUUGCCAACUGGCUCUGCUCCUACCCCAGCUCCCGCCUCCGGGGCAGCCACCUUCCGCCUAAACCCCGAGGUGGCUGCUUUCGUUCCCCAGGCAGCGAGCACCAGCUUGCCAAGUUCCUCUGGCACUCGCCGCAUGUUGAACGUCAACCCGGAGUCGGCCUCCUUCGUCCCCCUCGCCCUCCAAGCCCCGGCCAGCAACCCGACCGCCGACACUUUCCUCCCAGCUGACGACGACGCUGCACACACCGACUGCAGCUGCUGUGAUGGGUUCUAUCCUGGUACGACCGGUAAGCAAAUCCCCGACCCCAUCGACACCCCUCCCACUCCGACCGUCGACCCCCUGGUCACUGACAUCACGCCUGCAAAUCCACCACCAGGGGACCAGCUCGACAUCACACCUCCCCUGCAACCACAACACAGCAUCAACAUCGGCUUCCCGUACGCCGGAGGCCACAACAUCCCAACCCGCCCCCUGAGCCCGCCCCCCGACCUUGACGUCCGUCGCAACACCCUAGUCACCCACACCAUAGCGCUCCUCCACGCCCGCGGCCUCAACUGGACCCGCGUACAGUCGUGCAUCCGCACACCCCUAAACGACCCCGCCUCCCGGCCCAGACCGACAAUACUCAUCACCAUGGGCCUCCUCCACGUUGAUCGGGAGGCACUCGCAAGGGCCUUUCGCGAGAUUCUGCUCUUCGCGGAGCAGGAGCUCGAGCUCCCGGCUAUCAACGUCAAGGCUGUGGACACGCUGUACGCCGGCACCGACAACGAGCUGAACCACAAUACCAAUGAUGAAAACGACGACGACGACUGCGUCCUCCCCGACUUCGACCAGUCCCUCCUAGCCGAGGUGUUUCGUCUGACGAACACGGACGUAUACCUGCCUCCCCCCUUUGUGUGGGUUAACUUUGUCCGCGGGUGUACACGCCUCGCCCGUUGA
Molecule: messenger RNA, 1218 nt
Organism: Aspergillus calidoustus
Lineage: Eukaryota; Fungi; Ascomycota; Eurotiomycetes; Eurotiales; Aspergillaceae
Source: the annotation of a GenBank genome assembly